This is a messenger RNA of Acipenser ruthenus (sterlet), 1079 nucleotides long. It is a transcript of the gene c28h11orf58, whose product is annotated as chromosome 28 C11orf58 homolog. The transcript is spliced from 5 exons. The record is from RefSeq and is a predicted model, not a curated record. NCBI's taxonomy places the organism in Eukaryota, Metazoa, Chordata, Actinopteri, Acipenseriformes, Acipenseridae. Bases 152 to 676 code for a protein of 174 amino acids.
AAGACCCGCCUCUAAAGAGAAGUAAGAAACUACGACUCCCAGGGAUUAUUGCUGCAACUAAGCUACUGACCUAUACGCGAGAAAGAGAGAUUCAAACGAAAAUAUUACUGGAAUUACAAAAAAAAGAGGAGCUUGCAUCGAGGACUACAUAAUGAGCUCAACAGAGGAUCGACAACACGGGAUAAAAAGACCUGCGUCACCGAACGAACUGGGGUCCAGUAGCUGGGAGGCUGCAGAUUUAGGUGAUAAUGAACGGAAGCAGAAGUUUUUGAGGCUCAUGGGAGCAGGAAAGAAAGAGCACACUGGACGUAUUGUUAUAGGAGACCACAAGUCAACGUCUCAUUUCAGGACAGGGGAAGAGAAUAAGAGGAUGAAUAACGAACUUGAGGACUUGUAUCAGCAAGGCUUGGACAGCAAAUUGUCUGGAAGAGAUAGGCGACAUUGUGGCUUGGGCUUCAGUGAGCCCGACUCGCCUGAACAGAUUCCAAGCACGGCUGAAGCAGACCCAGAAAAACAGGAUAGUCCAAAGGACUCUAAAAAUAAACCAGAAUCAAAGGAAGAGGCUUCUUCAAAACAAGAAGAGCCCAGUCAACAACAGCAUCAAGCAGAGUGUCCAGACGGCCAACACAAGGACAAGAAGAGCGACUUUAAAAUGGCAUUUGUGAAGUCUUUGUAACAGAUAAUGGAAAUGCAUGCCUUUGUUUUUAAUUUGUUAUACUACUUUAUACUGUAUAUAUGGUAUGUACAGCCAUUUAAUUUUCAUUUCCAUUGUUAGAAAUUCAGUUUCAUUUAUAAGGUGCCCCGGUACCAAAAUGUUAAGUAUUUCCUUCAGUCACUUUAUAAGAGGGUGAGUCCUGUGCCUUGGCCUAUGCUGGAGUGGAUAUUAAAUGCUUUUUAACUGCUUUUGGAAACAAGCAAACAUUUUUGUAAAAGUUUAGUGCGCAUGAUACUCAUUACACUUUACAGAACCAAAUGGAAUUAGAGCCUGGCCCUUUUUAACAAAGUCCUGGGUUAAGAAUAACAGUAUAUGUAUAUGAAUUACCAGCCAAAUACCAAUAAAUGGAAAUACAUAAAGUGUC